ACCCAGGUGCCCCCAAAGUCAGGAUUUAAGUUGAAGUUAAGUCACCUCAUUCCCUCAUGCAUUCACUUACUAAUUCUUUCACUCACUUAUUAGUGGUAAUACAAUGAAAGAUUUAAUAUUAUUAUAUAACAGUAAUAGUAAUCAUAGGAGACAGUUACUGAGUACUUAUGAUAUGCUGAGUACUCUGGUAAGUCGGGCUUAGACAUGAUCUGGGUUAACCCUCCUAGUGGCUCCCCACAAGGUGAGUAUUGUCACCUCCAUCUCUCCUGGGAGGACACCCGGAUUUGGAGGGGUUGCGCAAGCCCUCUAGAUGUCUAUUUUCUACCAUGCCUGCAGCCGUCCCAGAGGGUACAGAGAUGAAUAAAGACACAGUACUUGGCCUUAAGGUGCACCACGGCCUGGAAGAGAGGGGGAAGGAUAUAGAAGACAAUAAAUGCAUUAAGCUUUGCUAGAAAUCUGUGUGGAAUCCAAGAAAAUCAAAAUGGAAAGCGACUUCCCCAAGACUCAGAGGUGCAGGGAACUGAUUAUUUUUCUGCUGCUCACCUUUCACGAUGAAGGAGGAUCAAGUCGUGCUGGAAGAACCAGGAUUCCAAGAUGAAGAGGAAUCUUUGUUUCAAGACAUUGACCUGUUACAAAAACAUGGGAUUAACGUGGCUGACAUUAAGAAACUAAAGUCCGUAGGAAUCUGUACCAUCAAAGGGAUACAGAUGACAACUAGAAGAGCACUAUGCAAUGUCAAAGGGCUCUCAGAAGCAAAAGUGGACAAAAUUAAAGAGGCAGCCAACAAACUCAUCGAGCCAGGAUUCUUGACUGCCUUUGAGUACAGUGAGAAGAGAAAGAUGGUUUUCCAUAUCACCACUGGGAGCCAGGAAUUUGAUAAGUUGCUAGGAGGUGGAAUUGAAAGCAUGGCAAUCACAGAAGCUUUUGGAGAAUUUCGUACUGGAAAAACCCAGCUCUCUCAUACCCUCUGUGUGACAGCUCAACUUCCAGGAGCAGGUGGCUAUUCAGGAGGAAAGAUUAUCUUCAUUGAUACAGAAAAUACUUUCCGUCCAGAUCGCCUUCGGGACAUUGCUGACCGCUUCAAUGUAGACCAUGACGCAGUACUGGACAACGUCCUUUAUGCCCGUGCAUAUACUAGUGAACAUCAGAUGGAGCUACUUGAUUAUGUAGCAGCAAAGUUCCAUGAAGAAGCCGGCAUCUUCAAGCUAUUGAUCAUUGAUUCAAUAAUGGCACUUUUUCGAGUAGAUUUCAGCGGUCGUGGGGAGUUGGCUGAACGGCAGCAAAAAUUGGCCCAGAUGUUGUCACGACUCCAAAAAAUCUCAGAAGAAUAUAACGUGGCUGUGUUCGUGACCAAUCAAAUGACUGCUGAUCCAGGAGCAACUAUGACUUUUCAGGCAGACCCCAAAAAACCCAUCGGGGGACACAUCCUGGCUCAUGCUUCAACAACAAGAAUAAGCUUGAGAAAAGGAAGAGGAGAACUGAGAAUUGCAAAGAUUUAUGACAGCCCUGAGAUGCCUGAAAAUGAAGCCACCUUCGCAAUAACUGCUGGAGGAAUUGGGGAUGCCAAGGAGUAGGUGGCAAAUUGAUGCAAAUUGCUUCUUAGUGCUUAUUAGGAGCUGAAGAAAUGGAAAAGCGGUCUGAAAUUUCAGAACUUGAAGUAAGAGUUUGUUUUUUUUCACAUGCUAUUAGAGGAAAGUCAACAAAAGAAAUUUAAAUCUUAUAUUUAUCCUAAAAGUCCCUGAUGUAUAAUCCCUAUACAUUGUAUGUCAAUUCAGGAAUAUAUA
Molecule: messenger RNA, 1784 nt
Organism: Neogale vison (American mink)
Lineage: Eukaryota; Metazoa; Chordata; Mammalia; Carnivora; Mustelidae
Gene: DMC1
Product: DNA meiotic recombinase 1
Exons: 14
Coding region: 552-1574 (340 amino acids)
Biological process (GO): DNA recombinase assembly; mitotic recombination; reciprocal meiotic recombination
Cellular component (GO): nucleus; condensed nuclear chromosome
Molecular function (GO): double-stranded DNA binding; single-stranded DNA binding; ATP hydrolysis activity
Source: RefSeq, a predicted model, not a curated record